AUGCCUGCUCAGAAGAAAAUGCUUUGUCUCUAUUUUGCCGUCCUCAUUUGCAAUAGCUUUAUUUAUCUUGAAUUCGCAAAAGAAGCGAAAAACUUACCAGAAGAUCCCGGAUUUCAAACUGUGGAAAGCGUUUGUUCUGAUUGCCACUGGAUUUGGAUCUUCACGGCUUUUGCUGGAUCUGGUGUUGAUAUAUGCAUCUUCUCCAUGAUAACACUGCUGUUUAGAGUGAGCGAAAAAACGGCUACACCUACGACUGUAGUACUUAUGGUUGAUCCACUCCUCGAUGCUGCUCAGAAGAAAAUGCUUUUCGUCUCUAUUUGGUCCUCAUUUGCAAUAGCUUUAUUUAUCUUGAAUUCGCAAAAGAAGCGAAAAACUUACCAGAAGAUCCCGGAUUUCAAACUGUGGAAAGCAUGGAAUGCUGGGAUCUUCACGGCUUUUGCUGGAUCUGGUGUUGAUAUAUGCAUCUUCUCCAUGAUAACACUGCUGUUUAGAGUGAGCGAAAAAACGGCUACACCUACGACUGUAGUACUUAUGGGAAUGAACUCAGUGGUAGGCGGAUACUAUCGCCUUGUAUGGGAGGGCGACGUACCGAAUCUUGCCCUAGACUACCUCAAAGUCUCCAUCCCCGUCGGAGUCACUCUCGCUCCAUUCGGCAGCUUCCUCGGAUCGCAUUUUCAUAGACAGGUUCUCGCAUGUUUCAUAUACGUUCUAGAAGCUCUCUCCGUAAUUGGUUUCCUGCUUACUCGACCUGAAAUGACUUUGAUUUAUAUCGGUAUGGGAAUAAUCUUCGCUGGAUUCGUUUUCUUUUCUGUGAUCAGUAAAGCAGGAGAAUGGCUUAUGGAGCGCAACGAGAAAGGAUCAACACCAAGUUCUAUAGCGAAGGAUAUAAGCAAAAUGGCGACUGCUUAG
This is a messenger RNA of Cooperia oncophora, 909 nucleotides long. The record is from the annotation of a GenBank genome assembly. Lineage: Eukaryota; Metazoa; Nematoda; Chromadorea; Rhabditida; Trichostrongylidae.